AUGACCCACGAAAAGCCUAUAAAUGUGUGGGAUGAGUACCUGCCUGACGUUCAACUUGGAAUCAAUACCACUGUUCAUGCCAUUACGAAAAAGUCUCCAACAAAGCUUUUAUUUGGCCAUAGAAUUACAAAUCCUUCCGAAGGGAUCCUUAAUGACAUCAUCAAGGACGUUAAUGAAAAUGAGGUUGCCCCUAACUUAAACACCAUCAGACAGGGUGCAAAGCUUCUUAUAGAUAAGCAGCAACAUAAAUAUAAAGAACGAUCCGAAACUCGCGUGAAAAAUAACAUAGCCCUUAAGGUAGGCGAUCUUGUGUUUUGA
Molecule: messenger RNA, 318 nt
Organism: Parnassius mnemosyne (clouded apollo)
Lineage: Eukaryota; Metazoa; Arthropoda; Insecta; Lepidoptera; Papilionidae
Source: the annotation of a GenBank genome assembly